This is a messenger RNA of Magnusiomyces paraingens, 1752 nucleotides long. RefSeq lists its product as uncharacterized. NCBI's taxonomy places the organism in Eukaryota, Fungi, Ascomycota, Dipodascomycetes, Dipodascales, Dipodascaceae. The transcript has a single exon. The coding region runs from base 1 to 1752 and encodes 583 amino acids. The record is from RefSeq and is a predicted model, not a curated record. Gene Ontology annotation, biological process: tRNA 3'-terminal CCA addition. Gene Ontology annotation, molecular function: ATP:3'-cytidine-cytidine-tRNA adenylyltransferase activity; RNA binding.
AUGUCUUUCUCAAUCCCCUAUACUAAAAUUAAUCCUGAAAUUUAUCGGCCAGGUGAAACUGUCAAACUUACACUGCAAUUAACGGACCAAGAACAAAAGAUUCGUGAUCUAGUUGUACUUUACUGCAAAUAUUACAAUGAGACUAAAAAAAAUACCUCCCAAAAUAUUAACGACUCUUCAGAACCAACAGAGCCACUUAUAGCUCGCAUCACUGGUGGUUGGGUUCGCGACAAGCUGUUAGGCAGACAGUCGCAUGAUAUUGACAUUGCUAUUAACUCGCUCACAGGCCUAGAUUUUGCUGAAGGCAUGAUUGAUUAUAUUUUGACUCAUGGAGACGUGUUGACAGAACAUGGGCUUGGGCCUAUAGAACCCCGGAGCAUUCACAAAAUUGAGCGCAACCCGGAAAAGUCAAAACAUCUCGAGACUGCUACUACCAAACUUUACGAUCUUUUUAUUGAUAUUGUUAAUCUACGCUCCGAGGAAUACGCAGAAGACAGCCGCAUCCCUACUAUCAUGACUUUUGGAACAGCUGAACAAGAUGCAUUCCGACGAGACGCUACAGUCAAUGCUCUAUUUUAUAACCUGCAAGAAAAUUGCGUCGAAGACUUGACAGGUCGUGGUUUACAAGACCUGCGCGAUGGUAUCAUUCGUACACCUUUACCUCCCUUUGAAACAUUUAAUGAUGAUCCUCUACGUGUUCUACGCUUAAUUCGCUUUGCAUCAACUUUUGGCUUUCAAAUCGCUUCAGAAACCCUUGACGCCAUGUCAGAUCCACGCAUUAAAGAAGCCCUCAUGCUUAAAAUCUCCCGUGAACGUGUUGGUGUUGAACUUGCAAAGGCUCUUACUUCAACCCGACCCCAAGUCUGCCUUAUGCUACUUCAUUACCUAAACCUUCACAAUGCUGUUUUCUAUCUCCCAGAAGGAUACCAUCCUAAAAACAUCACUGGAUCAAAAUCUGUCGAACUUCCUGAAGACAAUUCAAUCGAAGCUGUGGCUUCGGCCAAAAUAGCAUUUCAAAAGGCACACCCCUACUUGGCUCAACAAAUUGCCGGCCCACAACCAGGUACAAGUGAAAGUGAAUCAACCAUAGCGACCGCCAAAAAACUCCAUUUUUGGCUUGCUCUCGCGCUUAAUCAUCUCGAAGGUAUUCUUGGUGCAACCGACAAACCCCGUGAAAGUCCGUUAAUUGCGCUUGCUGCCGCACGCAUUAUUCGUGUUGGUGUCAAACUUUCAUCUCAUGAUGCUGACACAGUUGCACGUUGUCACCUUGCUCAUUCUCAAGAUUUGUCUUAUUUUGGUGUGCCUUCAUCAAAACUUACUGGAAUGGACUAUGUGCGUGGUGCAUCACGCAAGGAACUAGGAUUAUUGGUUCGAAAAUGUGGACAGCAAUGGGGUCUUUUAUUUUAUUAUUGUUUGGUCAAAGACCUUACAAUUUUGUAUGAGCGAACUGGACUGGCUCAAGAGUUAAGCGAAAGAGAAGAAGAACCUAAAGGCACAGCCGAAGUGCUUGAGUUUUAUCAUUCGCUUGUCGAACGUAUUAUCACUGAGCUUGGACUUGCUGACGCGUGGGCGCUUAAGCCUAUUCUUAAUGGCAAAGAUGUGCAAUCUGUAUUUGGAGCGAAAAAGGGUGGCCCAUGGCUUACCAAUGCUCUUGCUGCACUUAUUGAGCUUCAACUUGAGAAUCCAGAUACCACUAAAGACUCUGCCAAAGCAUACCUUUUAGAAAACAAGUCCAAGCUUUACCCGGAAUAA